Messenger RNA from Penicillium samsonianum, 414 nucleotides. RefSeq lists its product as uncharacterized. Bases 1 to 414 code for a protein of 137 amino acids. The transcript is spliced from 2 exons. NCBI's taxonomy places the organism in Eukaryota, Fungi, Ascomycota, Eurotiomycetes, Eurotiales, Aspergillaceae. The record is from RefSeq and is a predicted model, not a curated record.
AUGUACGAAUCAUGGAUACCGUCUUUUUUGAGACCGGAUUUCACUUGGCCUCGACCGAUGCAGUCAACAAUAUGCAAAACAACACCUGAAAUCCCAGCUCUCCCAUGCAAGACAAGUCGCAGAGCCUACGGUCUGUUCCAUGAAAUAUUGUAUCGAUUUUCGGGCUGGUACUGUUCAUGGUUCAAUAUCCCCUUCAACACAAAUAUUGCACAAUUGCCGCUUGGUUUGGUCUUAAAGUGGACAGAUCGAACAAGCUUAGAGGAGGCCGCCGCAAUGCAAAGGGCGCGAGCUGCCGGGAUGCCUGUUCCCAAAGUUUUAUCUUGCGGGGAACACCCUCAUGCGCCCUUUAAUCGCGUUUUCUCGAUAUUAAUGACGAGAUUGCCUGGCACGCCACUUGAGAACUCAAGUGCCUAA